GAGGAUGGGCGCGGGGCACGUGGACCAGAAAUACUUCCUAUAAACAGCAAGUACGCUGCUCAACCCUGCCUGAACUUUCCUGUAAACAGCCACUGACAGACUGCAUCCCUGCUGGGUGGAUCCUGCGACUCCUAGAGGGAAUGGCACUUCUUGUUUUUAAUUAGCAAGGUGAAAGGUGAAUUAAAACUAGCAAUUUAGCAAGUCAGUGCAAGAGGCUGACUUCUGAGAGGCUUCCAGGAGCCCGAAGAGAGGAGCUCCACGGGAGGAGGGAGUGCGUGUGCUCGGGCUUUUUUUUUUUUUCCCCUGAAUGAACAGCUUUGCCUAAGUGACUGAAAAACAGCUUCUUCCUGAAUCUACCGGCUUAGUUGCUGAAGAGAGCUCUAGACAGGACAUGGCUCUGAAGACUCACUCUUUGGAAUGUCCUCUUGCUCCCGGCUUAUAAACAAUUGUUCAGAGGAAAGAAAGGUUUUACAUAGCCAAAUACAGCCUGACAAAUGGCACUUCGGAACUGUGCUUUUUGAUGACAACGCGUUCGAUUUCUGACAAAGCCUCUCGCACGCUGCCCCUGGAGGGAAGUCCUAAGUAAAACUCAGACCCUCCUUAAAGUGAGGAGUGAGGGCUUGAACAUUGAACACGGCAGCAUGGCAUCCGCGGGGCACAUUAUCACCUUGCUCCUGUGGGGUUACUUACUGGAGCUUUGGGCAGGAGGUCACACAGCUGAUACUACCCAUCCCCGGUUACGCCUGUCACAUAAAGAGCUCUUGAAUCUGAACAGAACAGCAAUAUUUCAUAGCCCUCUUGGAUUUCUUGAUCUCCAUACAAUGCUGCUGGAUGAAUAUCAAGAGCGGCUCUUCGUUGGAGGCAAGGACCUUGUGUAUUCCCUCAGCUUGGAGAGAAUCAGUGACGGCUAUAAAGAGAUACACUGGCCUAAUACAGCUCUAAAAAUAGAAGAAUGCAUGAUGAAAGGAAAAGAUGUGGGUGAAUGUGCAAAUUAUGUUCGGGUUUUGCAUCACUAUAAUAAGACACACCUUCUGACAUGUAGUACUGGAGGUUUUGAGCCACUUUGUGCCUUUAUCAGAGUUGGAUAUCAUUUGGAGGAUCCUCUGUUUCACCUGGAAUCAACCAUAUCUGAGAGAGGAAGAGGCAAAUGUCCUUAUGACUCCAGCUCCUCAUUCGUCUCCACUUUAAUUGGUACUGAAUUGUUUACUGGACUCUACAGUGACUACUGGAUCAGAGAUGCUUCGAUCUUCCGCAGCAUGGGACGACUGUCCCAUAUCCGCACUGAGCAUGAUGAUGAGCGUCUAUUGAAUGAACCAAGAUUUGUAGGUUCAUACAUGAUUCCUGACAAUGAAGACAGAGAUGACAAUAAAGUAUAUUUCUUUUUUACUGAAAAGGCACUGGAGGCAGAAGACAAUGCCCACACAAUUUACGCCAGGGUGGGGCGACUCUGUGUGAAUGAUAUAGGAGGGCAGAGAAUACUCGUGAAUAAGUGGAGCACUUUCCUAAAAGCCAGACUGGUUUGCUCAGUACCAGGAACGAAUAGAAUUGACACAUAUUUUGAUGAAUUAGAGGACAUUUUCUUGCUACCUACCAGAGAUCAUAAGAAUCCAGUGAUAUUUGGACUCUUUAACACUACCAGUAAUGUUUUUCGAGGGCAUGCUAUAUGUGUCUAUCAUAUGUCGAGCAUUAGGGCAGUCUUCAACGGACCCUAUGCACAUAAGGAAGGACCUGAAUACCACUGGUCAGUCUAUGAAGGAAAAGUCCCUUAUCCAAGGCCGGGUUCUUGUGCCAGCACAGUAAACGGAGGGGGAUACAGAACCACCAGGGACUAUCCUGAUGAUACCAUCCGAUUUGCAAGAAAUCAUCCACUAAUGUACCAGGCCAUAAAACCUGCCCAUAAAAAACCAAUCUUGGUAAAAACAGAUGGAAAAUAUAACCUGAAACAAAUAGCAGUGGAUCGAGUGGAAGCUGAAGAUGGCCAAUAUGAUGUCUUAUUUAUUGGUACAGAUAAUGGAAUUGUGCUAAAAGUAAUCACAAUUUACAACCAGGAAAUGGAAUCAAUGGAAGAAGUAAUUCUAGAAGAACUUCAGAUAUUCAAGGAUCCAGUUCCUAUUAUUUCUAUGGAGAUUUCUUCGAAGCGACAACAGCUAUAUAUUGGAUCAGCUUCUGCCGUGGCUCAAGUCAGAUUCCAUCACUGUGACAUGUAUGGAAGUGCUUGCGCUGACUGCUGCCUGGCUCGAGACCCUUACUGUGCCUGGGAUGGCAUAUCCUGCUCCCGGUAUUACCCAACAAGUACACAUGCAAAAAGGCGUUUCCGCAGACAAGAUGUUCGGCAUGGAAAUGCAGCUCAGCAGUGCUUUGGACAACAGUUUGUUGGGGAUGCUUUGGAUAAGACUGAAGAACAUCUGGCUUAUGGCAUAGAGAACAACAGUUCUUUGCUGGAAUGUACCCCACGAUCUUUACAAGCAAAAGUUAUCUGGUUUGUACAGAAAGGACAUGAGACCGGAAAAGAGGAGGUGAAGACCGAUGAUAGAGUGAUUAAGAUGGACCUUGGCUUACUCUUCCUAAGGUUACAAAAAUCAGAUGCUGGAACCUAUUUUUGCCAGACAGUAGAGCAUAGCUUUGUCCAUACUGCCCGUAAAAUCACCUUAGAGGUAGUGGAAGAGGAGAAAGUUGAGGACAUGUUUCACAAGGAUGAUGCAGACAGGCCUCGCAGGAUGCCUUGUCCUGUCCAGAGUAGCGCCUCGCAGGGAGCAAAACCGUGGUACAAAGAAUUCUUGCAGCUGAUCGGUUAUAGCAACUUCCAGAGAGUGGAAGAAUAUUGUGAGAAAGUAUGGUGCACAGAUAGGAAGAGGAAAAAGCUUAAAAUGUCACCCUCCAAGUGGAAGUAUGCCAACCCGCAGGAAAAGAAGCUCCGUUCUAAACCCGAGCGCUACCGCCUGCCCAGGCACACGCUGGACUCUUGAUGGGGUUAUCCGUUUAGGAAAGAUUUGAAAGCCCAUUGUCAGUAGAUACAUUGAGUCCAUUUGCAGAAACAACGAGUGAAAUUAAAAAAAAAAAAAGUUAAUCCUUUUAUCAAACUUUAAUAUGAAAGUAUUUUUUAUAGAUAAUUUAUUUCACAAGUCAAAAAUGAAGAUUUUGUAGCUCUCAACAUCUGUUAAAGCUCAAAAUGUAAAAAGCAAUCUUCCCUGAAAUCUAAAAGAUAUUAUAACAGCCAUAUUUUAUUUGUAAAACAGGUAUUAAAGUGAUCUGUUCUCAGAUAUCAAAUUUUCUUCUCUAUAUUAAGAGACAGGAAACUGUUUCAUGAGUUCACUUAACUACUGAGAUAUUCAGAGCAUUUUACCUCUCCUAAAUAUUAUAAAAACAAUUGUAUUUUUGAGAAUGUUUAUCAAAGUCUUUCCUUCUCCUGUUAAAUAUUUAGCAAUUGCUUUUCUAAAAUAUAAAUUUUUAUAAGAUGUUUUCUUAUAAAAUUGAAAACAAGUGUAUUACACAGGAAACCAUUGUGAACAUUUAUUCAGAUAUUAAUUAAUGUUUAUUUCAGUUGUCAAAGUUAGCGUUUAGGUUGUAAAUUUAAGUUAAAGUGCUGAUAACUCAUAAUCACUUGCAAUUUUAUUGUAAAAUUAACAAAUACAUAAAUGCUUUAAGAAAAGUUUAUUCAGAUAAGUCACCAAGCUUCAAAAGAUCUAAGACAUGCAAAUGUACUGAAAACUGACUUGCUCUGAAAAUUCCACUUGCCAUUUACCUAAGAAUCCACUGGAGGUCGUUAUUGCCCAUAAAUAUUAACUGAAAAGAGUAUGUAUUGAAAUGUAUUUUUUUUUAACCAUAUUCAGUAAAAGCUUGCUCAAUUUGGAGAAAUAGAACCAUGAUAACUGAUCAAGGGCCCUUACAAAGUUUAUGUCUGAACAAAUAAGUCAAUUAAGUGCACUUUAUUGACAAAGUCUUCCACUAACACACAAGAAAGAAAGAGGGUUUUUCCCUUGUAUCUGAAUUUUAAAUUAAAAAAUUAAGGCAGAUAAGACAUUAGUGGUUAUCAUUUUAAUCGAGAUAACACAGACAAGUAGUUAAUAAUAACUGUGGUGUAACUUGUAAACUAAAUAUUUGGUAACUGAUGCAAUAGGCAGAGGAAAAUAGUUUUUCUAUGACACAAGUCAUAAGAAGUAGACACUCAGAACAGCGAUUUGAUUAAAAUAAAGUAACUGUUAACCAGAAAAGAAACAUUUUACAUAAAAUGCUAAAAUUGAUUCUAGGAAAAUCAAUCAAACCCAAAUAAAGUUUAUAAAAUGCUAAUUUGAAAGAAAACUGAUAAGAAAAUUUUGAGGGCCCAGGUCUACAGUUUAGGGUGACUACUAAAUUUUAUACAUAAUUAUACCCACAUACACAUAUGUACAUAUAUGUAUAAAUCUUGCUUCCUGCCUGUUUAUGGCAGUACUGUGGAGAACUGGGAAAGUAGAGGGAGGGAGGGAGGGGGAGAGGGGGAGAGAGAGAGAGAGAGAGAGUAGUUCCCAGGGAUAUGUUUCAUGUCUCAUCAUUUUUCAGUCUCUUCCUCUCUCUCCCAACACAUGUGCAUGCACACAGACACACACACACACACGUACACACACAACGCACCUCACGUACUAUAAAAUAAAUCAAGCCAUGCCGCUCUGUCCUUCUUGAGAAUUUCAAACAUGCCACAGAAAUAUAUCCCCAGUAUUUUGUUCUGUCUGAGGUGAGAAUUCAAAUUCAGAAUCUCUUUUGAGAAAUGUGUAGGCUUGGAAAAUUACAAAUGGAUCAAUCUUCUCUGAACCCAGGGAGGGUACAUGCUUAGACAUUUACAAGACUUGGAGGAAUUAAGAGUUCGCUCUUGAUCUCACCAAAAUUUUCCCCUUUUUCUUUUUCUUGCAGAAGGAGAGAAACCAUGCUCUCUAGCAACACUGAGCAAAAUCAUAACCACUCAUCCUAAUUGCUAAGGGGCACCUCCAUCUAGGGUCAGUCUACUGCUUCCUUAGGCCUCUUCUAUGUUAUUCUUUGUUACGGGAGAGGACCUGUGGUUAGAAUGAAUUUUGACAUAAAACAAUGCCCAUUCACCUCGUCCUUCAUCACAAUGCCACCCAUUGAGCAAGAUAUCCAGAUUUGUUAACAAGAAAGAUUUUGCUUCGUGAUUUAUAAAGUCUCUUCUGUGUCUCUAAUUCUACAUUGCUAUUUUUUUUGUGUGUGUGUGAAUUACUGAAUAUUUCAGUGCAAAUCUAUCAACUUGGAGAAACAGGGAUAAAAGAUAAACACUAAUAAGAGCUAUAGAAAAAAGGGAACAGAGUCUUUGCCUGUUUAGUAAGUGGCAAUUCCAUAUAUAUUUUAGAGUCUUUUUCUUUCUAAAAUUAGUUAAAUACUUAGAAUGUUUGUAAUGAGUGUUCAAUAUUUGCUAUAGGGUUUAGGGUUUUGUAAAUCUUCCUAGUAAUUAUGAACAUUUGUAAGAUUUGUAAAAUACAAUAAAUCGUUUUGAAUGUUGAUGUUAAGCAUGAAACAAACACAGCAGCUGUUGUCCUUAAAAAUGAAUUGACCGGUGACAUCUGUAGCCUAAUAAAUAUAUUAAGAAAAGUAGUUAGUAUUGUAUAGAUACUUGAGACCCCGGAGAACAUGCUGCACUUAUAAGAAGAAGCUCAUGCUCCUUUCUUACAGCAGCAUCACACUGAGUCCGUUUUAAAGAAGGGCUCAUUUUUCAGGCCAACAACUGUUGCAUUUGAACGAGAUAUAAAUCAUAGAUUUUCCAAAAACACUCAGUUGAUUGUAGCAGUGUUAUUUAAGCUGGUAUGUUUAUUUUAUUUUAUUUUCUUGGAUAGCUUUAUAUUUUGGCUUUUAUUAUAAAUUGUGUUCUGCUUGUGUUUAAAUGGCUUGGUUUUAAGCUAGAGCACUAUAUUGGGGUGUCUUUUCUGUAUGGCAUCCUUUUAUUUGCUUGGCUGGGUUCAUAAUAGUGUGUGCCAUAUUCUUUCUUUUCACUGAUUAGAAGCCAUGAGACUUAUCAUCUAGUGGCAAGCUGCAGGGACCAUUAACAGUGUGUCUCUGACUAUAACUUGGAUCUGCCACUAUGCACUGCGUAAUUUGUCUGUACCACUAUGUACAAUCUCUAUUUGGUUCAACUUAGAUGAAAAAGAAAUAAAUAUUUGCUAAACUCUCAA
Callithrix jacchus (white-tufted-ear marmoset) is the source of this 6152-nucleotide messenger RNA. It is a transcript of the gene SEMA3E, whose product is annotated as semaphorin 3E. Gene Ontology annotation, cellular component: plasma membrane. Gene Ontology annotation, biological process: neural crest cell migration; negative chemotaxis; positive regulation of cell migration. NCBI's taxonomy places the organism in Eukaryota, Metazoa, Chordata, Mammalia, Primates, Cebidae. The record is from RefSeq and is a predicted model, not a curated record. Gene Ontology annotation, molecular function: semaphorin receptor binding; chemorepellent activity.